Kwoniella shivajii is the source of this 222-nucleotide messenger RNA. RefSeq lists its product as uncharacterized. NCBI's taxonomy places the organism in Eukaryota, Fungi, Basidiomycota, Tremellomycetes, Tremellales, Cryptococcaceae. The transcript has a single exon. The record is from RefSeq and is a predicted model, not a curated record. The coding region runs from base 1 to 222 and encodes 73 amino acids.
AUGCUCCUCUCAUCGCAUCUGAUCUGUUCCGAGUGGCGGGAGGCAAUAGAGUCCAAUCAAAACACCAAGUUCUACGGCCUCGUCGAUCCUGCAGACGGAAAAUGGAGAGAUAGCCGAGGGAAAGAGCUGCCAGGCGUGCCGAAGCCGCCAAAGGGUCCUAUGAAGAGUCUGGUAGGGGUCAAGGGGGCGAUUCAGCGGGUCAGAGGCGAAGGGGGAUUUUGA